This is a messenger RNA of Ascoidea rubescens DSM 1968, 1729 nucleotides long. Its product is annotated as Rab family GTPase. The transcript has 2 exons. NCBI's taxonomy places the organism in Eukaryota, Fungi, Ascomycota, Saccharomycetes, Ascoideales, Ascoideaceae. The record is from RefSeq and is a predicted model, not a curated record. Gene Ontology annotation, molecular function: GTP binding; GTPase activity. Gene Ontology annotation, biological process: regulation of endocytosis. Bases 324 to 1706 code for a protein of 460 amino acids. Gene Ontology annotation, cellular component: endosome.
UUGACGAUGAAUCCCAAGUUUCCCAGCCAAAAUCUCCCAAAAAACAUAUAAAAUUACCAACAAUACUUAUUGAGUAAAUAUAUUCACUUAUACGAUUUGGUGGUUUUUAAUUUUAAGCAUAGGGUUCACUCAAAAAAAGGGUAGGUUUUAGCAACACAACUAAAUAUUGCUAUGUGCUGGGUGUUGAAGAGAUCAGAUCAGACAAAAAAAGUACAAUACAAUCAGAUCAUUAAGAAUACGACUAGCUCAAUCAAUCAAUUACAAAUAUAAUUAUAAUUAUCAGUUAAGGUGUUAUUAAAACUAUCAUCAAAACCAUAUCAAUUAUGUUUUCUGCAAAUUCAGAUUACAAUUAUUUAUCAAAGAUAAUCUUGGUCGGCCCAUCAGGAGUUGGGAAAUCAUGUUUAUUGCAUCGAUUUGUGAAGGGAGAUUGGAAUAUUUUAACGUCGCAAACGAUAGGUGUUGAAUUUUCAUCCAAGAUAAUAAAAAUUGGACAAGGAUUGAACAGUGUGAAAAUGAAAAUGCAGUUGUGGGACACAGCAGGACAAGAAAGAUUUCGGUCAUUAACUAGAUCAUAUUAUAGAGGAUCAGCAGGAUGUUUGUUAGUUUACGAUGUGACAAAUAAGAAGACGUUUGAAAAUUUGCAUGAAUUUUUCACAGAUAUUAAGAAUCUAACAGAGGAUACUAUAUCGAUAAUAGUGAUUGGAAACAAAAUGGAUCUAUUGAACAAAGAAAAUGAUGAUGAAGAUAAUCAUAACCAGAGUCAUAGUAAUCCGAACAACCAGGCCAAUUUGAUAAAUAAGCAUCGAAUUAAUGAAAUAGGGACUGAUAAUAAUAAUAUUAUUAGUAAAAAUAACAAUAAUAUUAAUAAUAAUAAAAAUAAUAAAAAUAAUAAAAAUAAUAAAAAUAAUAAAAAUAAUAACAGUAAAAAUGAGAAUGAUAUUGAUCCAACUAAUAUAGUGCCAAACUCUGAGGCAUUGAAAUUGUGUAAUCAUUAUUCCAAGGAGUUUGGAUAUGAGAUUCCGUUGAUAACAUGCAGUGCAUUGACUGGGGAUAAUAUCAAUUUUAUAUUUGAAAACAUAGCAUCUAGCAUAUUGACUAAAGUUGAGAUUGGGAUAAUUGAUCCAGAAAAUUCAUCGUGUGGAGUGCAAUAUGGAGACGUACCAAUGUGGGAUUCGAAUUCGUUGACCAGCGGAAGUAUUGUUUCUAAUAGUAAUUCAGCAAGCAAUUUGUUGUUGAAUGAUAAGAGUAAUAAAGGGAAGAAUAACAAGAAGAGUAGCAAGGGGAAGAAUCGGGUUAAGAAUCGAAAAAACAUUCUUGAGAGAAGAAAAUUUAAUAGCCAUAAACACAGUAGUAGCAUUGGUAAUAGUAUAGGCAACGAAAAUGAAAAUUAUAAUGAAAAUUAUAAUGAAAAUGAGAAUGAAAAUGAGAAUGAAAAUGAGAAUGAAAAUGAGAAUGAAAAUGCAAUGGGUAGUAAUGAUGGAAAUGUUAAUAUUAAUAACAUUGGUAAUUUGAACAAUGUCAAUAAUAAUAUUAGUGGUAGUAGUAGUGGUAAUAAAGGUAAUGUUGGUGGAAACUAUAUGAAUUAUGGAAACUAUGGGUCAUUAAUUGAUGAGGCAAUUGAUGAAUCUGAUUAUGAAGAUGAUAGUAAUAUAGAUAUCAGAAUGAGUGAGAGAGGUAGAAAUAGAAGAUGUGGAGGGUGUUGUUAGAAUUCUAAAAUAAUAUGGAAGGC